Molecule: messenger RNA, 978 nt
Organism: Dentiscutata erythropus
Lineage: Eukaryota; Fungi; Glomeromycota; Glomeromycetes; Diversisporales; Gigasporaceae
Source: the annotation of a GenBank genome assembly
AUGAAAAUAAGUGGUGGAACUCUUAAAAAUUAUUCUAAAACUAGAUGGACAACUGCAAGUGAAACAAUUGAAAGUGUUUUAAAUUUAGAAAAAGUUUUAAAAAAGAUUGUUGAAGAUAAUAUUUUAACAAAUGAUCAAAUUAAUAAAAGUAAUAAUACAACUCUUGGUGAUUGUUUUUUAAGUUUAGCAAAAACAAGUGCAACAAUUAAAAAAUUACUGAUACAACAAUAUGCAAAGUUUCGACAAUAUUGUAUUAAUAUUUUAAAUAAGAGAUUUGAAGAAUUUGAUAAUGAUUUAUAUCUUUUAGGAUACUUUUUAAUGCCAAAUUUUCGUAGUAACUCUAUUUGGUUAAAAUUUGGAAAUACUUGUGAAAGUGGUAAUAUUUUAAUUGCUCAUCUUCAACUUUAUAAAGAAAAAAAAUAUCUAUAUGAUAAAGUAUAUAUUCAAGGUCAUGAUAUUCCUAUAAUUUGGUGGAAUUCAAUUGAACCAGAACCCGAAUAUCUUCAGGAAUUAGCACUAAAAAUUUUAGCAAUUGUCCCAAAUAGUGUUUCUUGUGAACGAAAUUUUUCUUUACUUACCUGGUUAACUGGAAACAAACGAACACAAAUAGAUAUUCAAAAUUUAGAAUCAAUUGCAAAACUAUGUACAUAUUAUAAUUCUAAUGCUAAAAAAGAACUUUCUUAUUUUGCAAAUGAGAUAACAGAAGAUGAAGUUUUAAAAAUAUUAAAUCAAACAAAUAUUAAUACUUUUGAAGAAAGAUUAGAAAAAGAAGGAUUUGAUAAAGAUCAAUUAUUAUUAAUUAAUAAUAUAGAUGUUAAUGAAACACAUACAACAACUAAAGAAAAUUUAAAUUUAUUAUUAGAAACUAAUGAAAUCUUAGAAAAUAUUAAUGAAGAAACUAAUCAAAUUUUAGAACAAGAUAAUUAUGAUGAUUAUGAUUGGGAUCCUAAAGAUUUUAUAAACUCAGAUGAUGAUUAA